Messenger RNA from Passer domesticus (house sparrow), 4209 nucleotides. It is a transcript of the gene HRH1, whose product is annotated as histamine receptor H1. Gene Ontology annotation, cellular component: dendrite; plasma membrane. The record is from RefSeq and is a predicted model, not a curated record. Lineage: Eukaryota; Metazoa; Chordata; Aves; Passeriformes; Passeridae. Gene Ontology annotation, molecular function: G protein-coupled serotonin receptor activity; histamine receptor activity; neurotransmitter receptor activity. The coding region runs from base 1458 to 2852 and encodes 464 amino acids. Gene Ontology annotation, biological process: chemical synaptic transmission; positive regulation of vasoconstriction; G protein-coupled receptor signaling pathway, coupled to cyclic nucleotide second messenger. The transcript is spliced from 3 exons.
AGAGCUCUACUAAAAGGAGCUCCAGGUACUGCAGUGCUGUGACCAGAGAAGGGUGACAGCCUGUGAUUGAUGAGGCUGGGACGGUCCCAGACCAGGAGGUGGUGUCGGAUGCUCCGCAGACUCUCGGGUUACCUCGGGUGAAUCCCACGCCAGCUUCCCGCACAGCCAGCUCAUAUUUCCACAGGUUUGCGGCCACCCCGAGGCUCUCCGGAGGGCGGGGAGAGCAGCGGAGCGCCGGAGCCGGGCUCUUCCCGGGACGGCGGAGCAUCCCUCGGCAGCGAACCGGAGCGCCGGAGUCGGGCUCUUCCCGGGACAGCGGAGCAUCCCUCGGCAGCGAACCGGAGCGCCGCGGCGGGACGGGGCCGGGUAUCCCAUCUCAUCCACUGCCUGCCACGCUUCCCAUCGCUUCCCACCGCAUACCAUCGCUCCCCACCGCAUCCCAUCAGAUCCCAUCGCAUCCCAUCUCAUCCACUGCAUCCCACCGCAUCCCAUCGCAUCCCACCCCUUCCCAUCCCUUCUCAUCGCAUCCCACCGCUUCUCAUCGCCUCCCAUCCCAUCCCACCGCUUCCCAUCGCAUCCUCCGCCUCCACCGCGCCCCGGCCCAGCCCGGCCCGGCCCGGCCCAGCCCGGCCCAGCCCCGGGCAGGAGGAGCAGCGGCUCCUCCCGGCCGCGCUGCCCGAGCUGCCGCCGCCGCUGCCCGCUCUCCUGCUGCCUUCGUACAUGGGGGUGAAGAUCAGUCAUUCCAGCUUCUUACAUCAGCUCCUUGCCCCUACACCUAGACACACCUGAAGAGUUAGAGACAAAGACACAGUAUGUAACCACUUUCCAGCCACGCUGGUUUAACUUCCAUGGAGCCAUUUCUGUCCUCAAAAUCCAUGGAGCCAUUUCUGUCCUCAACAUCCAUGGAAUCAUUUCUGUCCUCAACAUCCAUGGAAUAAUUUCUGUCCUCAGCAUCCAUGGAAUCAUUUCUGUCCUCAACAUCCAUGGGACAAUUUCUGUCCUCAGCAUCCAUGGAAUCAUUUCUGUCCUCAACAUCCAUGGAAUAAUUUCUGUCCUCAACAUCCAUGGAACAAUUUCUGUCCUCAACAUCCAUGGAGCAGUUUCUGUCCUCAGCAUCUAUGGAAUAAUUUCUGUCCCCAACACCCACAGAGCCAUUUCUGUCCUCGUUCUCAGGAGAUGCUCAAGGGCUCUGUGAGCUGUGAGCAGCUGCCACAGAGGAAUUGUCCUGGCAGAGCCUGAAGGAAUCCAGGAUCUCAGCACUUCCCAGGGUGCUCCUGUCUCCUCUGCCUAUGGAUGCUGCUGGCACCAAGGACACAGGUCCUCUCCCAACACCCACCUUUCUGGAAAUAAAAAUCCCCAAGCAACCCAACACAUUUUCAUGCAGGAGUGCAAACCAUGACUGAACAUCCAAGGCCUGGACGCCCCCUCCGAUUCUCACUCUGCGUGCCCGUAAAAAGAUGUUCAACAACACAACAGAGGCCUCCAGCAACGCUCCCCCAGCCCUCCUCGGCCUGUUCCUGGGAAGCAUUUCCCUGGUCACCAUUGUCAUGAACAUCCUCGUGCUGUGUGCCGUGAGGACGGAGAAGAAGCUGCAGACUGUGGGUAAUCUGUACAUCGUGAGCCUCUCCAUCGCCGAUCUGAUCGUGGGGGCAGCCGUGAUGCCCCUGAACAUCGUGGACCUGCUGAGCCCCGAGUGGCCCCUGGGGCUGGCAGCCUGCUUGUUCUGGCUCUCCAUGGAUUACGUGGCCAGCACGGCCUCCAUUUUCAACCUCUUCAUCCUGUGCAUGGACCGGUACCGCUCGGUGCAGCAGCCGCUCCGGUACCUCAAGUACCGCACCAAGAUGAGAGCCUCGCUGCUCAUCCUGGGGGCCUGGCUGCUCUCCUUCACCUGGGUCAUCCCCAUCCUGGGCUGGCACGCUUUUGCCAACAACGGGCAGAGGAAGGUGGAGGAAAACAAGUGUGAGACGGAGUUCUUCAAAGUCACCUGGUUCAAAGUGCUGGCGGCCAUUUUCAACUUCUACCUGCCCUCCCUGCUGAUGCUGUGGUUCUACUGCAAGAUCUUCAGGGCUGUUCGAAAGCACUGCCAGCACCGGGAGCUCAGCAAUGGGUCCCACUGGUCUUCCAUGGAAAAAAACACCACACAUGACACCAGGAUGAAGGAUAAGAAAAGUAUUUGUCCCCAGGAGCAAAUCUUAGGUGGGAACACCACUGGUGCAGACAAGCAAAGCUCCCCAGAGCUCCAAAAAGUGGAGGCAAAGCUUCAUUUCAGCCAUCCUGACAGGGCUUCAAAGGCCCUGAGUAAUGGGAAGGUCCUGAAGUGGAGCUGUUUCUCUCUCACCACAGCCAAGCCUGAGCCUGGCUUGGAUAAAGCAGGGAAGAGCGGGGCGUGUGCCACGAAAAAAACUGGGAAUAAGGAGCAGCCUGGCUGCCAGGACAGCGACUCCAGCGGGGCAUCAGACAACCACACCUUCACUGAGGUGCCCCCCCAGGCACAGCCCAGCCCCUGCUACCCUCAGGGAAGGACCCAGAGCAGGGAGUCCAGGGGAAUGACAUUCCUGAGGAAAACCUGGCACGCCCUGCACGGCCAUCCCAGGAGCACCCAGCGGCACUGGAACAGGGAGAGGAAGGCAGCCAAGCAGCUGGGGGUGAUCAUGGCAGCCUUCAUGCUCUGCUGGAUCCCCUACUUCGUGCUCUUCAUGGUGAUAACGUUCCACGACCACAAACAGCUCUCAGAACUGCACAGGGUCACCAUAUGGCUGGGCUACAUCAACUCCACCUUAAACCCAUUCCUCUAUCCUCUCUGCAACCAGAAUUUCAAGAAGACUUUCAAAAAGAUCCUCCGCAUUCAUUGAUGCUGGUCUGGGGUUUUGGAGCUCAAGUGCAGCUCAGGAGUUUGACCAAAAUAAAUGUUCCUGUUUCAAAGGAUGGUUACAGUAAAAGACUUUGGCAGACUGUAAUCGGUAAAUAAGUGGUAGUAAAAGUGGGAAAUGUGUAUUUAAUAGUUUUAACACAUUUGAAGAGCAACUUCAGGUCAAGAAUCUGAAAAACUCAAGGUCAAUACAUGAACUGUUACACCGUUGUAACCAUUUGUGACCACUACUUCCAUUACAGAAAUGGAGACACAAACUUCUUCAGUGAUUAUAAAUUAUUCAGCCACAGAAAAGGAAGAAAUCACAUUUCUGUUAUUGGCCAAAAACCUUUUUCUCUUUCAACUUACUCCAUCAAACACAUUGCUUGUGAAGUGAGAUUUGCAAGUGGAGGUACUUUGCACAGUCAAAGAAAGAACUUACAACUGUUUAAAAAAACUCCCCUAUUUAUUUAUAGCUUCCUCUAAAGCACAAACUUUUCAUCAAAUGUCAAGUUUUAGUGUGAAUCCUACUGUAUCUCUUUGAUAUCAUGCUUAUAUUAACUGAUACACUAACUUUGCUGAAAAAAGUAGAUUUUUUACGUCCCAAAAGAAUUUCCAUGCUCAAUAUACUGUCACCAUCUGCUCCAGAAGGGUGUGAUGCUGUUUCUAGACUUGAAGAAUAUAGUUGAUUAUACAUGAAAUAUGUUUACCUUUUCUACCCUUUGUGUUUAAUUGUAUUUCAUAAAUCUUGCUGUCAAAUAUUUCAGGAGAAAAACACAAUAAUUGAAUACUCGGUGUUGGAAAAGAGACCAAGAAGAUGUUGGAGUGCAACUGAAAGCUGGGCUGGCUUUGAAGUCACAAAGAAAAAUGAAAGUUCUCUCAUUCCUUUUGUUGUGCUGAUGAAUUUCCCACAUUCUGAACAGUUUCUUAAUUGUAUUUAAAGGAUUCAAUAUUAAAUCAAGCCGUAAUAUAUCUGCAUUUUAAUAUAUUGGGGAAACGUGAUAAAGGAAUAAACUUAAAUUCAGGCUAUAUCAGUGUAUCAUGCAAGGUUCAGAGAUUAAUUGAUUUUGGUUUCAACUUGCACUCAGGAAAAACUGCAAUUAGGAAACUUAAACCUAGGAGAAAUCAGGCAAAAUGCAGAGAGAGAACAUAAAACCAACAAAAUUCAUUGCAGAAUUCAGACAAGUUUUUACUGCAGGAGGAACACCUGCACAAGUAGUAAAAUGAACCUUUUUGGAGUAGAGAACAGAACCUUUUGAAACCCACGCUCUAAUCCCUGGCCUUCCACAAACAAUUGCUGAGGUUCACAGCCAUUAAAUUGGUUUUUUUCUAUUCUGAUUUGCAACAGCAAUUCUGAUCAA